This is a messenger RNA of Gryllus bimaculatus (two-spotted cricket), 1644 nucleotides long. NCBI's taxonomy places the organism in Eukaryota, Metazoa, Arthropoda, Insecta, Orthoptera, Gryllidae. The record is from the annotation of a GenBank genome assembly.
CUCUUGCAAACUCCGUGAAACUCUUUUUACGGCAACAGCCCCACCACGUCCCUCCGGUUGUACCCAGAAUUCAUCAACAAUUCUUUACUUGGUUGGGUACCUUGUAGUGUUAGUUGUAUUAGUGUUAGUAAGAUAUUAAAGCCGUUUUCAUGGUGGUGCAUUGUAAAUGACUGUGUAAUAUGUUGAAACCUGUAAGAUAGGUGUAUUUCGAUCUGUGUGUGAGGAUUUAUAUAUAAUAUUUGGAGAAUGAGCGCGUAUCUGCAAGUUGCGGAAGACGAAGGGGAGGAACCUAUAGAACUCCCUACAGAAGAUGAUACUACCCUUCUUCUUUCCACUUUGGCAGCACAGUUUCCGGGAACAUGUGGUUUGAAAUAUCGUAACCCGGAAUCUCGGACAAUGCGAGGUGUGCGAUUAGUUGACGGAAGACUUCAUCCUCCAGAAAGUGGAUGGGGUAACUGUGUGUAUUACUGUGUUUUCCCAAAAGAAAAUAAAAGAAAAUCUGAUGAUCACUUGGAAAAUUCAACAGCCAAGACCAAACGCAUGGAAACUAAGCAGAAGUGCUCAGAUCUGAUUGUGCUGGGUCUCCCAUGGAAAACUUCGGAGCAGCAGCUGCGGGAGUAUUUUGAAACAUAUGGAGAGGUGCUCAUGGCCCAGGUGAAGAAAGAUCCGAAGUCUGGACAAUCCAAAGGAUUUGGUUUUAUAAGAUUCUCCAGCUUUGAGUCACAAAUGCGUGUACUCUCUCAGAGGCACAUGAUAGAUGGAAGAUGGUGUGAUGUGAAGAUCCCAAAUUCAAAGGAAGGACAGGCACAACAAGUUCCAUGUAAGGUAUUUGUUGGACGAUGCACUGAAGAUAUGCAAGCUGAUGAUCUUCGGGAAUAUUUCUCUAAAUUUGGUGAAGUGACUGAUGUCUUCAUUCCGAAGCCCUUCAGGGCUUUCGCCUUUGUAACGUUCCUGGAUCCUGAGGUUGCUCAAAGCCUGUGUGGAGAGGACCAUAUAAUAAAGGGUGUAUCUGUGCAUGUGAGUAAUGCUGCUCCAAAAAGCGACCCAAAUGUUCGAUCAUUUGGAGGCAUGGGCAUUGGUCCUCGUGGACCUGUGUCUAGAGAUCAGAAAAAUCUAGGAAGCCCAUUUGGAGGCGGUGGCAGUACACAUCACUACCAUCAGCAUCAUGGUGGACCAGGAGCUAGUACUAUGAAUACUGGAACCGGAGGUUGGAAUCAAGCAGGUCCUGGAAGCCGUGGAAAUUUGGAAAUUCCUAAUUUGCAAGCAUUGGGUAUAACAGGCCAAGCAGGCACAACAACUGGUACUGCAGCUCAAAGUAUGAGCAAUCCUCUUGGAAUGGGAACUCUUAAUCUGGGAGGUUUUCCCAUGAACCCAGCGCUAAUGGCUGCAGCACUCAACCAAGCCAGUUGGGGCCUUAUUAACAAUCUCCAGGGCAGUCAGGUACCAACUAGUGCUGCAGAUGGUGGUCCACAAGCAUUUGGAACUCCUGCCCCGGCUACUGGUUUUGGCGGUACAACUGGGGGGCCCCAACCCAACACUGGAGCCCCUGCAGGUGGAGGCCAAGCGUCAGGAUUCCUCAAUUGGAUGAAUCCAAGCCCAGCCACUAGCUCAGGUAGUGAUGCACAAGGUGGAGCUACUCAGUAG